Molecule: messenger RNA, 919 nt
Organism: Culex quinquefasciatus (southern house mosquito)
Lineage: Eukaryota; Metazoa; Arthropoda; Insecta; Diptera; Culicidae
Exons: 3
Coding region: 346-675 (109 amino acids)
Source: RefSeq, a predicted model, not a curated record
CAUACCAUAUCCGAGCGGAACGUCAUUGUGGUCGAGCUGCGGCUUCCCUGAGAAGAACUCCAGCCCUUAAUCAACUCCAAGUUUUGCAACCCCGUUGCUACCAUACAGAUGAAUCGUCUUCACGUUCACGCCGAGCUAUCCCGUUGGAAUAACCGUUUCGCUUACCCAAAGAAGAACCCUGUACCAAAAAGCGCAUCUUCCGGCGAAGUGCUUCCUUCGGUAAACAACAUGCUCAAGUGUACCGUCUGCGUGUUAUCUUCCCUGUGCGAUCACGUUCUGGCUGCUUCUUCCAUCGACGUGGACGAGGACUUGCUAUAGCAAGUACUAUAGUACUUGUCGCAAGUAAUGUUCUGCCGCCGGAAGAAAUCCUGCCCGCCUGACAACAGGAAUCGGGCUUUACCGGCCAGCAACGACGCGCUAGAAGAAAUCAUCGAUCACAGCGCUCUCUUCGGUCGACCUGAUGCACGUCAAGAUAAAGUGAACGAUCAACUCUUCAAGGCGUCAUAUCAGAAACGGUUUCUGCUGGCGGACGCUUUCAACAAUUCAGUCCAUGUCAACCGAGAAAUGCCACGUUGGAUACCAAAAUUUGGGACCUGUCUUUUACCGCCAUUCCCCCCAAGUACCAGGAGGCCUGCCAGAAAUGUCUCCAGCUGCCGGCUUGUUUCGUCGAUGUGAAGCUUACUGUUGCUUUCCCAACACUCGCUGCGAUGUCAUACGACCCGGCCCCUGUUCCCGGAGGACGACGCCAUCCUUGAGGAUCUGGUCUUCUCAGCCGACGUCGUGAUGUCAAACAAUCAUGAACGACCAGCUGAUCGUGGGAAGCAUAAACACAAGCAGAAGAUAGUUUAUUUAUUUUUUUUUAAUUCAAGAAACUCAUAGCCAAAAGUAUCAACACGCAGCUAAAUAAAAAAUACGAAAA